Staurois parvus is the source of this 303-nucleotide messenger RNA. NCBI's taxonomy places the organism in Eukaryota, Metazoa, Chordata, Amphibia, Anura, Ranidae. The record is from the annotation of a GenBank genome assembly.
UCAUGCUGCUGCCAAGUCCAGAGUCUGUCAUGGGUCCCUGUACGGCCUCCCAUUGCUGCUGUCUCCAUCGCCACACUCUGCCAUGUGCCACUUUCAGGUCUCCUCACACUGCUGGUGUGUUGAAUUUUUUGACAUAGGGUGCUGGCAGAUUACGGGCCUCCUAUAGCUGCUGCCAGGCCCCUAAUCUGCCAUGGGCCCCUAUAUACCGCCUCCUCAUGCUGCUGCCAAGUUCAGAGUCUGUCAUGGGUCCCUGUACGGCCUCCCAUUGCUGCUGUCUCCAUCGCCACACUCUGCCAUGUGCCA